AUGGGCGAAAACCUUCAGGGAUACAUAACUGAUGCAAUGGGCGGAUAUCUUCAGGGAUACAUAACUGAUGCAAUGGGCGAAAACCUUCAGGGAUACACAACUGAUGCAAUGGGCGGUUAUCUUCAGGGAUACAUAACUGAUGCAAUGGGCGGUUAUCUUCAGGGAUACAUAACUGAUGAAAUGGGCGGUUAUCUUCAGGGAUACAUAACUGAUGCAAUGGGCGGUUAUCUUCAGGGAUACAUAACUGAUGCAAUGGGCGGAUAUCUUCAGGGAUACAUAACUGAUGCAAUGGGCGAAAACCUUCAGGGAUACAUAACUGAUGCAAUGGGCGGAUAUCUUCAGGGAUACAUAACUGAUGCAAUGGGCGGAUAUCUUCAGGGAUACAUAACUGAUGCAAUGGGCGAAAACCUUCAGGGAUACAUAACUGAUGCAAUGGGCGAAAACCUUCAGGGAUACAUAACUGAUGCAAUGGGCGGAUAUCUUCAGGGAUACAUAACUGAUGCAAUGGGCGGAUAUCUCCAGGGAUACAUAACUGAUGCAAUGGGCGGAUAUCUUCAGGGAUACAUAACUGAUGAAAUGGGUGGAUAUCUUCAGGGAUACAUAAGUGAUGCAAUGGGCGAAAAUCUUCAGGGAUACAUAACUGAUGCAAUGGGCGGAUAUCUUCAGCGAUACAUAACUGAUGCAAUGGGCGGAUAUCUUCAGGGAUACAUAACUGAUGCAAUGGGCGAAAAUUUUCAGGGAUACAUAACUGAUGCAAUAUUCCUAUCAUUUAAUGAACGUUAUUAA
Molecule: messenger RNA, 786 nt
Organism: Biomphalaria glabrata
Lineage: Eukaryota; Metazoa; Mollusca; Gastropoda; Planorbidae
Product: prisilkin-39-like
Exons: 1
Coding region: 1-786 (261 amino acids)
Source: RefSeq, a predicted model, not a curated record